CAGCCGACCCGCUGACCCGAGCUGCGUGCCCGCUGCCCGGUGCGCCCCUGCGGCCGGCCGGGGGCCGGAACAGCAGCAACAUUCGCAGCAGCGGCAGCGGCGGCCGCGGCCGCUCCGCCGCCGCCGUCUCCGCGGGAGCAUGGAGUGCGCCCUGGACGCCCAGAGCCUGAUCAGCAUCUCCCUGCGCAAGAUCCACAGCUCCCGGACCCAGCGCGGCGGCAUCAAGCUCCACAAGAACCUCCUGGUGUCCUACGUGCUCCGCAACGCGCGCCAGCUCUACCUGAGCGAGCGCUACGCCGAGCUCUACCGGCGCCAGCAGCAGCAGCAGCACCACCACCACCAGCACCACCAGCAGCACCAGCAGCAGCCGCCCCACCACCAGCACCAGCACCUCGCGUACGCCGUGCCGGGCAUGCCGGCCAGCGCGGCCGACUUCGGCCCGCUCCAACUUGGCGGCGGCGGCGGGGACGCGGAGGCGCGCGAGCCGAGCGCCCGGCACCAGCUGCACCUCCAGCAGCAGCUGCACCAGCACCAGCACCCGGCGCCCAGGGGCUGCGCGGCGGCGGCGGCGGCGGCAGCGGCGGCGGCGGCGGCGGCGGCGGCCGGGGCGCUCGCGGGCUGCGCGGGGGCGCUCUCGGAGCUGCCCGGGUGCGCCGCGCUCCAGCCGCCGCCGCACGGCGCGCCCCACCGCGGGCAGCCCCUGGAGCCGCUGCCGCCGCCGGGUCCCGCGCCCCUGGCGCCGCCCGCUCCCGCCGCGCUCUGCCCGCGGGACCCUCGCGCCUCGGCCGCCUGCUCCGCGCCCGCGGCGCCCCCGGGGGCCGCCCCCCCGGCCGCGGCCGCCGCCUCCCCGCCCGCGUCCCCGGUCCCCGCCGCCUCCCCGGGCUUCUACCGGGGCGCGUACCCGGCCCCCUCGGACUUCGGCGUGCACUGCAGCAGCCAGACCACCGUGCUGGACCUGGACACUCACGUGGUGACCACGGUGGAGAACGGCUACUUGCACCAGGACUGCUGCGCCGCCGCCCACUGCCCCUGCUGUGGCCAGGGCGCCCCGGGACCGGGCCCGGCGUCCGCCGCCGCCGGCUGCAAGCGCAAGUAUUACCCCGGCCCGGAGGAGGACGACGACGACGACGAGGACGCGGGCGAGCUGGGGGCCGAGCCCCCCGGGGGCGCCGCGUUCGCCCCGUGCAAGCGCGCCCGCUUCGAGGACUUCUGCCCGGACGCGUCCCCGGACGCGCCCAACAUCUCAAACUUGAUCUCCAUCUUUGGCUCGGGCUUCUCGGGGCUGGUGAGCCGACAGCCCGACCCUGCCGAGCAGCCGCCGCCGCUCAACGGGCAGCUGUGCGCCAAGCAGGCGCUCGCCAGCCUCGGCGCCUGGACGCGAGCCAUUGUCGCCUUCUAGGGACCCCCGAGGGCACGGGGCCCCGGGGCCCCGCGGGGCCGGGGCCAGACAAAGACUCGGCCGAGGGGGCGAGCGGAGGGAGCGAACGGACGCCGGGCCACUCGGGGCCACGCCGGGGCCAGCCAGCCCCGGAUGGAGGCUACUGAU
Messenger RNA from Sorex araneus (European shrew), 1546 nucleotides. It is a transcript of the gene IER5L, whose product is annotated as immediate early response 5 like. The record is from RefSeq and is a predicted model, not a curated record. The transcript has a single exon. NCBI's taxonomy places the organism in Eukaryota, Metazoa, Chordata, Mammalia, Eulipotyphla, Soricidae. Bases 140 to 1399 code for a protein of 419 amino acids.